Messenger RNA from Gopherus flavomarginatus (Mexican gopher tortoise), 1544 nucleotides. RefSeq lists its product as uncharacterized. The transcript is spliced from 2 exons. The record is from RefSeq and is a predicted model, not a curated record. Lineage: Eukaryota; Metazoa; Chordata; Testudines; Testudinidae. Bases 348 to 1055 code for a protein of 235 amino acids.
UAGCAUGGCCGUAAAUCGACGGUAUUGGCCUCUGGGUGGUAUCCCACAGUACACCACUGUAACUGCUCUGGAAAGCAAUCUGAACUUGGAUGCACUGGCCAGGUAGACAGGAAAAGCCCCGCAAACUUUUGAAUUUCAUUUCCUGUUUGGCCAGCGUGGAGAGCUCACCAGCACAGGUGACCACGCAGAGCUCAUCAGCACAGGUAACAAUGCAGUCUCCUGAGAAUUGAAAAAGAGCUCCAGCAUGGACCACACGGGAGGUACUGGAUCUGAUCGCUAUAUGGGGAGAGGAUUCUGUGCUAACAGAACUCCGUUCCAAAAGACGAAAUGAAAAAACAUUUGAAAAAAUGUCCAAGGCUAUGAUGGAGAAAGGCCACACCAGGGACUCAGUGGAGUUAAGGAAAGUUAAGGAGCUCAGACAAGCCUACCAGAAAGUUAAGGAGCUCAGACAAGCCUACCAGAAAACCAAAGAAGCAAGCGGAAGGUCCGGGGCAGGGCUGAAAACAUGCCGCUUCUUCGCUGAGCUGCAUGCAAUUCUAGGGGGGUCCAUCACCAGUUCCCCACCUCUGUCCGUGGAUUCCGAGGUGGGGGUGGUAAUCUCAGCCAUGGCUGAGGAUUCUGUGGACAUGGAAGAUGAGGAGGACGAGCUUGCAGCAAGCACACAGCACUCCAUUCUCCCCAACAGCCAGGAGCUUUUUCUCAGCCAGACGGAAUUACCCUCCCAGCCCUCCCAAGCCACUAGCCCAGACAAUGAAGCCAUGGAAGCGACCUCUGCUGCAAAUUUUUCAAGCCUCCCUACUCCAUCCCGAAGGCUAUCUCAGAUAAGGUGGCGGAAAAAAAAGACACGAGACAAAAUGUUCUCGGAAAUCAUGGAAGUGGCCCGCAAUGAAAGAGGUCAUCUGAAUGAGUGGAAGGACGUGGUAUCAAAUUACAGGAAAGAUGCCAGUGAACGUGAGGAGAGGAGGGACACUCGAGAUGAGAGGUGGCCGCAGGAAGAUCAGCGGUGGCGGGAUGCAACGGUGGGUCUGCUGCAUGAUCAAACUGACAUCCUUUGAUGUCUAGUGGAGCUUCAGGAACAGCAGCAGGGUCACAGAGUGCUGCUGCAGCCCCUGUGUAACCACCUUCACCCCUCAUCAUGUUCCAUAUCUUCCUCACCCAGACGUGUAAGAAUGCGUGGGGGAAGGCUUCGUGCACCUGCCCACUCCACCCCUGUGGACAGCCCAACCAAAAGGCUGUCAUUACUUUGCAGUUUCUUUAGUGGCCUCUUCCUUCCCUCCUGUCCUCCUCCCAAACCACACCUGGGCUACCUUGUCAGUUCUUUCUCUCUUUUUAUAAUGACUUAAUAAAGAAUACAUGAUUUUUAAACGAUAGUGACUUUAUUUCCUUAAGCAAGCUGUAAUUGAAGGGGGAGGGUGGGUUGCUUACAGGGAAUGAGUCAAUCGAGGGGAAACAAACACAGCAAUCACACCGUACCCUGGCCCGUGAUGAAACUCCUUUUCAAAGCUUCUCUGAUGCGCACCACUUCCUGGUGUGCUCUUCUAAUC